Molecule: messenger RNA, 2250 nt
Organism: Laccaria bicolor S238N-H82
Lineage: Eukaryota; Fungi; Basidiomycota; Agaricomycetes; Agaricales; Hydnangiaceae
Gene: LbEXG1
Product: glycoside hydrolase family 55 protein
Exons: 23
Coding region: 1-2250 (749 amino acids)
Molecular function (GO): polygalacturonase activity
Source: RefSeq, a predicted model, not a curated record
AUGACCGAUACUCUACAUGACGACGCACCCUUCUGGCUUGAAUCUAUCCAUCACCAAGGAACAGCGGCCUUCAACCCCGAUAAAUCAUACCAAGUAUUUAGAAACGUUAAAGAUUUCGGAGCUAUUGGCGAUGGCGUUACUGACGAUACGUUGGCGAUCAAUCUAGCCAUAUCAAGUGGUAACAGGUGUGGUGAGGAAUCAUGCGGUUCUUCGACGAUUACGCCAGCCUUGGUUUACUUUCCAAGAGGAACCUACCUGAUAUCUGCCCCCAUUAUCGCCUACUACUAUACUCAACUUAUUGGAGAUGCAAGGGCGCCCCCCACCUUGCUCGCGGCCCUUACGUUCGAAGGAAUAGCUGUUAUUGACGCAAACCCAUACAUUCCUGGGGGCUAUGGACGUCAAUGGUACGUGAAUACCAACAAUUUCUUUCGAUCCGUGAGGAACUUCGUAAUAGAUCUUCGGCGAGUCCCUCCGGCAAGAUCACAAGGGACUGGAAUUCAUUGGCAAGUGGCGCAGGCUACUUCUCUGAUGAACAUCGUGGUGGAGAUGUCUACGGCUUCCGGAACCGCUCAUCAAGGAAUAUGGAUGGAGAACGGAAGCGGCGGGUUUAUGGGGGACCUUGUGUUCAACGGAGGAAAAUUUGGCAUGUGGGUCGGAAACCAACAGUUUACCGCUCGUAACAUUACUAUCAACAAUGCGGACACAGCUAUUUUCAAUGUCUGGAAUUGGGGUUGGACCUAUCAAGGGGUUACCAUCAACAACUGCAAUGUUGGGUUUGAUGUAUUGACGGGAGGGACCUCCCCUGACCAGCAGGGUGUCGGUGCGCUGGCGAUCAUCGAUGCGACAGUUAAUGAUACCCCCAUCUUUGUCCGAUUCUCAAAGUCGAGCAACAGAACUCUCACAGGCUCCCUCGUUCUGAACAAUGCGAAGCUCUGCCGAGUUGCAACAGCUGUUGGCAUUGUUGGCGGUGAAACUGUCUUGGCUGGUGGCACCAAAACCAUUGAAUCCUGGGUUCAAGGCAACGUCUAUCGUGGAGUUGAGUCAGCGGGUCAAUACAUUAAAGAGUUCAUCCCCGCACCAAAGAAAUCUUCAAUAUUGCUCGACAGUUCUGGGAAAAUUUUUGGAAAGACGCACCCGCAAUAUGAAAAACAUCCUGUUGGUGAUUUUGUCAGUGUAAAACAAUGUGGCGCAAAAGGAGACGGGAAAACGGACGAUACCCGUGCUCUCCAAACCGUUUUCGACCAAUAUGCACGAUCUAAAAUCGUCUUCUUCGACGCUGGGACGUAUGUCGUCACUUCGACCCUCACUUUCCCGGCGGGUUCCAGGAUAGUCGGGGAGGCGUGGUCAGUCAUCGCAGGAUCAGGCAGCAAGUUUCAAGAUGUCAACAACCCCCAAGUAGUAGUUCGCGUGGGCGAAGAAAAUAGCGUAGGUGUUAUUGAAAUUACCGACAUUAUUUUUUCAACCGUUGGUCCUGCGGCGGGGGCGAUCGUGGUUGAGUGGAACAUCAGGGAACCUGCUGGUCAACAAGGCGCCGCUGGUAUGUGGGAUUCUCAUAUCAGGCUUGGGGGUGCAGCCGGAAGCAAUCUAGAACUCGGUCAAUGUCCACCUGGUCGGACUGAUACUGCGCCGUGCAUGGCUGCCUUUCUUGCGUUACACCUGACCCCGAAAUCCAGUGCAUACCUCGAAGGCACUUGGGUUUGGCUCGCUGAUCACGAUCUUGACGGUGACGGCGUCUCUCAAAUAUCCAUUUACUCGGGUCGAGGCAUUUUGUCGCAAUCUGAAGGGCCAGUUUGGAUGAUCGGAACAGCUGAGCACCACGUUAUGUAUCAAUACCGAUUGGUCGGGGCGGAUAAUCAUUACAUGGGAUUAAUCCAGACGGAAACGCCAUACUUCCAACCAUCGCCUCCAGCUCCUGAACCAUUUAAAUUUGAUUCUAGAUUUGGUGACCCUCAAUUCCCGCUUAGUCUGAAUGUCAAAUCUUCAUGGGCAUUAAGCGUGGAGUCAUCAAAGAGAAUUUUGAUCUUUGGUGCUGGGCUGUAUAGCUUCUUCAACAACUAUUCGCAAGCGUGCAUCGCUGGUAGAAACUGUCAGGACAAGGUGUUCGAUGUGGACUCGGAUUCGGAGGUGGAUAUGUUCAGCCUGUCUACUGUGGCAUCCGAAUUCCAGGUAAGCGUGGACGGAUAUGGGGUUGUGAGGGAGAGAGAGAAUUUGAAUGGGUUCGCGUCGAGCGUAACGGUGUGGAGUACUUAG